Pocillopora verrucosa is the source of this 2600-nucleotide messenger RNA. Its product is annotated as alpha-1,3-mannosyl-glycoprotein 4-beta-N-acetylglucosaminyltransferase C-like. The record is from RefSeq and is a predicted model, not a curated record. Gene Ontology annotation, biological process: protein N-linked glycosylation. Gene Ontology annotation, molecular function: acetylglucosaminyltransferase activity. Lineage: Eukaryota; Metazoa; Cnidaria; Anthozoa; Scleractinia; Pocilloporidae.
UGAAGCGAGACCGCACAGGUGUUCUCUCUUAAUUGAUAUUUCAACAUCAGCAAGCGCAAGUCUUUAUCUUGAAACUCGAGCGUCAAGGAGAGUAGAGCUAAAGAGAUGUUUACAAUGAGACGAAGUUUUCGUCGAAUCAACCGGCGAAAGUUUGUUGUACGAGUAUUGGUAUUGAUUAUCGCGAGCACGUUUUUCAUAGGAAAUUUUAUUCAAUAUGGACGCACACGACAACAACAACACAUGCAACCUCAGAGAGAGAGUAAGACAGAAAAAUGCGACUGUAAGAUCGGAAACCAAACUAAACAUCUCCCUUCCAGCAUUGAAGUCCCUGUUGAAAAGGCUGACCAUCGCUAUCCCAGCAGUGCGUUUCCUACUACAAAGGAAUCAAGAAACCUUGGUGACAUCAACGGUUCCGUGGUGAAUGAAAGCGAGCAUUUAUGGAGUCCUGACAAAGCUAGUCAUUCUCUUUGUCCCAGCAGUGAAUACAUGAGAAGUUCAGGGGUAAAUAAACUCGGGCGAUAUCCUUCUGCAAAAAAGCACAUGACGAUUGGUUUAACGACAAUAACCAGACCUAAUGGAGUAAACUAUCUUUCCGAAACGAUCCAAAGUUUAUUGGACAACAUGAAUGACGAAAACAGAAAGCAGACAUAUAUAGUUGUAUUUCUCGCAGACUUUGAUAAAGGAGCGAAGCAGGUUACCAUAAGCAACCUUUCAAAGCUCUUUCACAAAGAAGUGGAAGACGAUAUUUUGCAUGUAAUCGAAACAUCGCCAAAAUAUUACCCCCAGCUUACGAACCUAAAGAAGAAAUUUGGAGAUUCAAAGACCAGAAUCUACUGGCGUUCAAAACAAAACAUAGAUUUCGCAUUUCUUAUGUGUUAUUGCCACGAACUUUCUAACUUCUACCUUCACGUCGAAGAUGACGUCAAAGCAUCCCCGAGUGUAUUUCAUAAGCUGCAAGGAUUUAUUUCAUCUCAAAAAAAGGCUUGGCCAAUACUUGACAUCUCUUUCAUGGGUCAUACUGCAAAAGUUUAUCACUCAGAGGAUCUCAGGAGUAUAGCGUCUUAUUUCUAUCUUUUGUACGCUGAAAUGCCAGGCGAUUGGCUAAUAAGACAUUGGCGUAUAGUUAAAGUUCCUGACAAUGCACAAUUGAUUUUACCAGUGGCUUCUUUUUUUCAACACCAUGGUGUAAAGUCAUCUCUAAAAGAAAAGAGUUGGCCGGUUAACGCUACUUAUGAUAGAUAUUUUGAUGUACACGAUCAUAAAUAUUGGGGAAGAAACCCCUCUGCAAAAGUUUCCUCGUCGAUAAAACCCAAUAAAGGGAAACCUCAAGAUGCUUACGAAGGUGGCUCUGGAUACUUUUGGGGAAGAAACGUUAAGCGCGAUGACCAGGUGACUGUACAGUUCAAUUCUGUCGUUAAUGCAAGCAAAGUGUUUGUAGAUACUGGCUCAAAUCUAGCUAUGAAGGAUUUUCUGAGGUUUGGUGUCUUACAAGCAAGCUUCAGUGUCUCUGGUACAAGCUCGUCGUCAUGUGGAAAGUUUGACACAGUUGUCUCAUUUAGAGAUGGCAGAGCUCAAGCUACUUUCAACAAAAAGAUUGAUUGUUUACGAAUUUUGGUUACCAAUGAUCAAAAUGAGUGGCUGUUUCUGAGGGAAAUAGACGUUUGGGAAGCGAAAUGAUAAGCAAAUAUACAAUUUGAAAAGUUAGAAAUGGAGCGUAGCUAAAGACCAAGCAACCACUCCUCACGUGAUCGAUGAUGUGAGGAGUGGUCGCUUAGUCUCCCAAAUUCGAGGCUUGUCGACGGAAGGCAACUUUGACGAAAAUGGAUGUUUAAUCGACUUUUGUGUCUUGGGAAGUUUUUCGAAGAACCACUCAGAAAGUAAUAGAAAUGCUACGUACGUCUUCAUUAAUGAGUAAGACUUCAAAGAUGAUCGAAUUCAUACAAGGUUGUAACCUUGUAAAAGUUAGGAAAUGGAGCGUGUAAGGUAGAGCGUUAGGUUGUAACUUUUUUGGAUUUUUAAAGAAAUAUUUUACGAAGGCAGACAUAUUUCAGAUUAAAGACAGGUUUUAUAUGGCCGUGUUUAGAUAAGGCCAAAAGAACAUAAAAAAACUCCUAUUUUUCAGUUGAUUUUGGAAAGUUUCUGCUUGUAGACUGAAAUUCGUAUUUGUAAAUUUUCGAUUAAAACACUUUCGCCAUAUUUGAACUCUAUGCUUAUACCGAUGACUAGUUAUAGCCCCAUCGAAUCAAUCAGCAAGUAACAACAUUUCUCGUACGGUUAACAUUCUGUAGCUCGUGCCCUCAUCUCCUGUUCCAGGCAACGCAAUUUGCACUCUCUAGUUACGCCUUAUUUCUGGCCACAACUUGUCGGCGGAAUCUCUGUUAGGUGAUGAGCUUGGGUUAAAUAAGUAAUCCACACCUUAGAGAAAGAUGUUGUCGUCUUGUCACGAGCUUGGGAAAAAGAAAAGAUUCUGAGUCCCCAUGAGAAAUCGAACCCCGGACCUUCGGGUUCUGCGCUCCGAUGCUCUACCAAUGAGCCCCAGAGACUCCAUGGUGAGCAAGGUCUAUUACGAAGUUCAUAUGACACGUGUCUGGCAUACUACU